GUUCCUGUGUGACACGUGUACGCGUGUGUGAUGGAGUGCGAGCUUUACAACAGAGAAGUUUUAUGAACGCUUUCCAGUACUCUGUUGAUCUUCCUCGCCAUUGCUUAUCAGUCUUUACACGUUUGCUGUUGGGACUCUUUAUCACUUCACAAUCAUGGCGACAUCAAUGCCCACGCUGGCCAAUUUUGAUGUCCACUCCGACCCUUCCUCGCUAUUUUCUCGCUGGCAGAAAUGGAUUAGGAGGUUUGAAGGUGCUAUGACAGGGUUUGGCAUCACAGAUGAUGGCAGGAAGAAGGCGUUACUUCUACACUACGGGGGAGAAGACCUGGACGAUGUCUUCCAGACUCUCAAACCCACUGACAACACAUAUACCAAGGCCAAAGAGGUGUUGGAAACGUACUUCCAACCAAAGCAGAACACCCUGUAUGAAACAAUAAUUUUCAGAAGGGAACGUCAGCAGCAGGGAGAGAGCAUUGAUCAAUACUGCACUCGGUUGAGAAAACUAGCAGAGCGAUGCAAUUUCACGGAUGCCGAGCGGGAACUCAAAACCCAAAUCAUCGAGGGUUGCCUGUCCAGUCAGCUUCGGAGGAAGGCGCUGGAGAAAGAUCGCGGGCUGGAAGAGAUACUCGAACUAGCACGAUCCAUCUCACUAUCGGAAACCCGCACAAAGGAGGUUGAGCAUGUAGGACGUGCAGAAGCUAAUCACCUCCGUACAGCUGCAGGAAAGCAGAAGCAGAGUCGCUCAUGGGGCAAGGCCAAGCCCAAACCUACUCCUGAUCAUAAGCAACAAUGCUAUCACUGUGGCGGGAGCUAUCCGCAUGCCAAGAAGUGUCCUGCAAAAGGAAUGACCUGCAACGCCUGCGGAAAACCCAAUCAUUUUGCAAAAGUCUGCAAAUCUGCCGAGAAAUCUACAAAAGACCAGAAAAAGAGGGUGAAAGGCGGAGGCAAGGCUAAUGCGCUAACAUCUGUAGAGGAUGCAGAGGAGACCAGUGAUAGUGACUAUGUCUUCCAACUCUCUUCAUCGGAUACUGACCAGCCUCGAGCUACAGUUUGCGUAAACAACACUCCAGUUCAAGCUCUCAUCGACUCGGGCGCAACUGUCAACGUCAUGAGCAGAAAAACAUACAAUCUGCUAUCUGACUGCCCGAAACUUAACAGGAAUCGACACAAGGUGAAAAUAUUUUCCUAUGGAAGCAAUGAACCGCUGCCAACAAUUGGCACAUUCAAGUGCACGAUCAGCUUCAAAGAUAACACGACCACUGCUAUUUUCCAUGUCGUUGAAGGGGACAGCGACACCCUUCUGAGCUGCAAUACGGGAAUUGCACUUCGCAUGAUUGCACUUACAUAUGCGAUUCCAUCUGCCACUGAUCUGGAGGACCAGUAUGCCGAUCUCUUCAAAGGACUCGGUAAGCUGAAAGGAACCACAUGUACGCUGCAUGUAGACCCAGAUGUCCCUCCAGUUACUCACCAACAUCGCCGCGUACCUUUUCAUGUAAGAAAGCAGACAGAGAAAGAGCUUGAUCGUCUCAAGAAGCUUGACAUCAUCGAGCCAGUACAAGGUGAGCCCACUCCCUGGGUAUCACCCAUCCAGGUUGUGAAAAAGCCUAACAGUGAGAAUGGUAUUCGGAUCUGCGUUGACAUGCGUGCCCCUAAUCGUGCAAUUAAGCGGGAAAGGCAUGUCACACCUACCAUUGAUGACAUUAUCCAGAAGGUGAAUGGCGCAAAUAUCUUCAGCAAACUGGAUUUGAACGCAGGCUAUCACCAGAUAGAACUAUCGGAGGAAUCAAGACACCUGACAGUGUUUUCUACGCACGUCGGUCUUUUCCGAUACAAAAGACUGAACUUUGGAGUAAACUCAGCUGCUGAGGUGUUUCAGCACAUGAUCCAGACUGCCCUGCAAGGACUUGAUGGAUGCCUGAAUAUCAGUGAUGAUAUUCUGAUCUACGCUAACACGCCAGAAGAGCAUCAUACGCGCCUACAUGCCUGCCUACAACGACUGAGAGAAUGCAACCUGACACUAGGCAGAAAGAAGUGUCAGUUUGGCAAGCGUGAGAUCGAGUUCUUCGGACAUGUUUUCUCCAGUGAUGGUGUCUCACCUGAUCCGCUGAAAGUCCAGGCCAUCGCUUCUGCGCAAGACCCCACUAAUGUGCAGGAAGUGCGGAGUCUUCUCGGACUUGUAACCUAUUGUAGCAGAUUUAUCCCAAAUCUGGCUACACUCUCCGCUCCACUUCGUGAUCUCACAAAGGACAAGGUGAAGUGGGAAUGGACUUCGCAACACAAGCGAGCAAUGCAGGAGAUUAGAAAUAGCCUUUCGGAGGAAUCCACAAAUGCGUUCUUUGAUCCCGAAAAGUCGACGCAGCUGAUCGUCGACGCGAGUCCAGUAGGUCUUGGUGCGCUACUUGCACAGACAACCAAGGAUGGAAAAACAUCGGUGAUCGCAUUCGCGAGCAGAUCCCUGACACCCGUUGAGCAACGCUAUUCGCAGACGGAAAGAGAAGCUCUUUCCAUCACAUGGGCGAUUCUUCACUUUCAUCUCUACGUGUAUGGCAGUAAUUUCACGGUGAUUACUGACCAUCGUCCGCUCGUUAGUCUCUUCAAUAACGCGAAUAGUAAGCCACCAACGCGUAUUGAGCGCUGGAUCUUGAAGUUGCAGGAAUAUGAAUUCUGUGUCACCUACGAGCCGGGCAAGACAAAUCCGGCCGAUUAUCUCUCGCGACACCCGCUACCGUCCACGCAAACCACUAGCCGCGAGGAGAAGGCUGCUGAGCAGCAUAUCAAUUUCAUCAGUGCGCAUGCGGUGCCAAAAAUGAUGUCUCUGCAAGACAUCAAGGAUGCAACCAAAGCUGAUGAAAGUCUCAAUCUAUGCAUGGAAGCGAUCAAAUCAGGCUCAUGGGAAAAGGUUGUGAAAGAAUCGCGUAAUGAUGAAAUCGCUAGCCUGAAAUCUGUAAAAGAUGAUCUCACAGUAAACGCGACCUCUGAUCUCGUUCUACGCAAUAAUCGCAUUGUGGUUCCAAUGGUGCUAAGAGAGCGUAUUGUUGAUAUCGCGCAUGAAGGUCACCAGGGAGUUGUUAAGACGAAACAGCUCCUUCGAGAAAAGGUUUGGUUUCCUGGAAUCGACCGCAUAGUUGAAAGGAAAAUCAAGCAGUGUAUUCCUUGUCAAGCCACAUCCGCGUCCAAUCUUCGUGACCCAAUUAAUAUGUCUGAGUUACCUUCCGGUCCAUGGGUCAAUGUGAGCAUAGAUUUCGCAGAUCUGCCCAGCGGAGAGCAUUUACUCGUCAUCGUGGAUGACCACAGCAGAUAUCCCGUUGUAGAAAUCGUAACUUCCACGUCGGCGAAAGCGGUUAUCCCGAAGCUAGAUCGCGUGUUUGCCAUGUUUGGAGUCCCAGAAGUUGUCAGAAGCGAUAAUGGACCUCCAUACAAUAGCAUAGAAUUUGCAAAAUUCGCACAUUAUCUCGGAUUCUCUCACAGGAAAAUUACACCCCGCUGGCCGAGAGCCAAUGGCGAAGUUGAACGCCUGAUGCGUACCCUGAAGAAGGUCGUCCGCACAGCUGUCGCUGAGAGCAAAUCGUGGAAACAGGAGUUAUACCGGUUUCUUCGAAACUACAGAGCUACCCCGCAUGCAACCACUAGCGAAGCACCAGCGACACUGAUGUUUGGCCGUCCACUGCGUACGCGUCUCCCCGAAGUUCCGCGUCAAGUUGAAAAUUCACGCGUUCGUGAUCGCGACAGUCAGAAUAAAUCGCGAAUGAAGCGAAACGCGGAGCGACACAUGAAGAUGCGCCAGACGCCACUCAAAUGUGGUGACAAAGUCCUUGUCAAGCGUGAUGGCUACGUCGACAAGUUCACGACCCCUUUUGACCCUAAGCCUUUUGUCGUUGUCAGCACCAAAGGAUCCAUGAUCACUGCACGUCGUGGAAAGCAAACAAUAACUCGAAAUGCUUCUUUCUUUAAGGUGCUAGAUAUGUCUCUAGUUGUGGAUAACACUGACUCUGACUUUGACUGCUCUGACAAUGAACAAGACAAUGAGCAAAUGCCUGACAUUCCACGGAGAAAUCCAAUCCGUGAACGCAGACGCCCUAGGCGUUACGAUGAUUUUUUCUAG
Messenger RNA from Lytechinus variegatus (green sea urchin), 4102 nucleotides. RefSeq lists its product as uncharacterized. Gene Ontology annotation, biological process: proteolysis; DNA integration. The record is from RefSeq and is a predicted model, not a curated record. The coding region runs from base 155 to 4102 and encodes 1315 amino acids. Lineage: Eukaryota; Metazoa; Echinodermata; Echinoidea; Temnopleuroida; Toxopneustidae. Gene Ontology annotation, molecular function: zinc ion binding; aspartic-type endopeptidase activity; nucleic acid binding. The transcript has 2 exons.